This is a messenger RNA of Ictalurus furcatus (blue catfish), 1384 nucleotides long. RefSeq names its product Josephin domain containing 2 (gene josd2). Gene Ontology annotation, molecular function: cysteine-type deubiquitinase activity. The transcript is spliced from 5 exons. NCBI's taxonomy places the organism in Eukaryota, Metazoa, Chordata, Actinopteri, Siluriformes, Ictaluridae. The record is from RefSeq and is a predicted model, not a curated record. Gene Ontology annotation, biological process: protein deubiquitination. The coding region runs from base 205 to 759 and encodes 184 amino acids.
AACACUGCUACUUCCGGUUUUCGCGGAAGACACUACAGCAUCUGAGCUACAGGGAAAUAGUAGGGUUGUGCGUUUAGAUAGACGUGUUCUUGUUUAUCCAUGAGUUGUGUAAAAGAGUUUAAAUCUGAUUUACUGGCCGUUUGUGUUUAUGCUUAGUUUACUUUAAAGCUUUACGCUGGAUUUCAGCAGUGUGUAUGUGAGAGUAUGAGCGGGUUGGAGGUGUUUCAUGAGAAGCAAAGGUUGGAGCUGUGUGCUAUUCACGCCCUAAACAACGUGCUGCAGGAGAGAGUGUUCACCAAGGAGGCGGCCGACGACAUCUGCAAGCGCCUUGCCCCACAGUGUAUGGUGAACCCACACCGCUCUGUGCUGGGUACGGGGAACUAUGAUGUGAACGUGAUUAUGGCGGCCCUCCAGAGUCGUGGAUUGGCUGCAGUUUGGUGGGACAAACGUAGGUCAGUGCAGAGUUUGUGUCUGGAGAAGGUGCAAGGUUUUAUUUUGAACGUCCCAUCGCGAGUGUCGCUGGGAAUUGUGUCUCUUCCACUGAAACGCAGGCACUGGCUAGCAGUUCGGCAGGUCAAUGGGCAGUACUACAACCUGGACUCUAAGCUUAAAGGUCCCGUGUGGAUCGGCGGAGAAACAGAACUCAGGCCAUUUCUCAGUGAGCAGUUGUCUCAGGAUGUUGCUGAGAUGCUUCUUGUAGUCCAAAGAGAAGUGGAGGAGGAUGGAUCAUGGCUUAUUUCAGAUGGCUGUGAGAACUGAAAUCUCAGGACAGGAAGUUCACUCAGACUGUUCAUGCACAAUACAAAAAGUUUUUGUAAAAUAGGACAGUCCUUUGCAGAGCAACACUACCAAAGAGGAAGGGAGCACUCCCACGUACGCUCACACGUACACACAGAGAAGCCUAAUUUAAUGGUUAACGUAAGGGACAUCUCUGCCGUAAAGGAUGUUUUUAAAAACAAAGUAUUCAGGCAGGAUACUGUACGCUGUAUGUGGCACAGACUGCUACAGCUACAUCACCUGCCUCUCUUCUUUCUCUUCCUUUUUUCAUUUCUCUCAGGAUAAGUGCUUAAGUUUUAAAAAUAACAUUUGAGCAGUCUUAUUUGUUCUGCAUCUAUGCACUGCACUGCUGAGGUUGAUGAAGGUGUGUAUCUAACUAUGCACAGAAAUGCUAAACACAGUCUUUGUAAGUAUAAUUAAAGUUACAAGUCAUUUCUGUUCAUCCAGCUCUGCCUAUUUUUGGGAACUUUUUCUCCUGACUCUUCUUUUUAUUUGCUUAUGGAUCUUUUCUCAGUUUGUUCACAUCUCAGAGGAUACAAGUGGAAUGAAAUAUUCACUAAUAAAGUGACUGUUAUUUAAAAAAAAAUAAAGUGCUGUUUCCUCAGUC